Messenger RNA from Electrophorus electricus (electric eel), 9866 nucleotides. NCBI's taxonomy places the organism in Eukaryota, Metazoa, Chordata, Actinopteri, Gymnotiformes, Gymnotidae. The record is from RefSeq and is a predicted model, not a curated record.
UUCACGUCCUGCUUUGCCCAAAUCUUUAUUUGCUUUUACAACCCAAAUGCAGAUUUUUUUUUGGAUUGCUUUAAUUUAUUAACAAGACUUUAUAGAAGUGCAAGAUAAUUUAAUCAGUGAGUUACAUUCAGAAAACCAAGAAUUACAGAAUGUGCUUCGCCGCUGUACAUAAUAAACGGUUGUAAGUCUUACAGGUUUCCUUUAACAUAUCCGUUAGGUUUUGCGUUAAAGUAUCUUUGUUCAGCUCAUGGUUGGGCGUAGAGCCAAUACUGCACCAGCACCACCAAAACCUUUAAUGCACGAAGACACCAGAAAAAGCUGCGAAGCAAAGCUCGCGCUGCAAAGCUCGCUCUGUUUUGUGUGGGCGGGGCUACGUGCGCUGCGCGGAGAUUGUCCCUGCAGUCCCGGCGCGCGUGGGGGAGGACCGUUCACUACUGCCACACAGCACUUCGGCUUUUGUUGUUAUGCGCGUGCUACAAAAACACGACAAGCUUAAACCUCUGGAAUUAAUAAGAAGUACUAUAAUUAUAAAGUAUUUAUUAGGAACCACACACUGAAUCCCGCGACAGCUCGAGCCCCGCAGCCGCGUGCCCUGUAGCCGCCCAAAUCACGUCACUGGAGGAAACCAACCGGGUUAAAUCGUGACAACGUCCGCGUGAAUGUCGGGCAGAGCGAGACCUCCGCUCGGUACACGCGCAGGCGUCUCACACGCUGCUUACUGCGCUUUGCACGGAUCAGACUGAACAGUCCGUUCAGAACUGCUGAACAUUCAGGCUUGCGACCCCCGUCUCUCGCGCAGAUGCGCCCGUCGGCUGCUCAGAGUCACCCAUUAGCGCGAUCGUGAAUAAACACGGAUUAAGGAGAAGAAGAGCGAGCUCACAGCUGCACCGUGGGGAUUUGGAGACAUCUGUAGUUUAUAACUGGAUCAGAAAUGCCAUCGCGAGGAAACGCGUCCGGACUACGCGCGUGAGAAACUCCGCCGACGGCUGAGUGGAUCUCGUGCGUGUUUCUAGGAUCCGACGAGGAUGAGGAUGUCUGAAGCAGGGAGCUGAAUCUGACAAACCAGGCAGUGACGUCCCGGCUUCCCUAGCAAGGGGUGAGGCACCAUGGGAGAUGGAGGCAUUCCAUCAGCAGGAGAGCGUGUCGGUCAGUCCCACGCGCUGUUCGACCGCUUCGUGCAGGCCACCACGUGUAAAGGAACUCUGAAGUCCUUCCAGGAGCUAUGUGACUUCCUGGAGCUCAAACCAAGCGAGUACCGCGUGUUCUACCACAAACUCAAGUCCAAGCUCAACUACUGGAAGGCCAAAGCUCUGUGGGCCAAACUGGACAAGCGUGCCAGCCACAAGGAGUACAAGAAAGGCCGUGCAUGUGCAAGCUCGAAGUGUCUGAUCAUCGGGGCGGGGCCGUGUGGGUUACGCACCGCCAUUGAGCUGGCCUUCCUGGGAGCUAAGGUGGUGUUGGUGGAGAAGAGAGAUGCCUUCUCACGCAACAAUGUCCUCCACCUCUGGCCCUUCACCAUCCACGACCUCCGUGGGCUCGGUGCCAAGAAGUUCUAUGGAAAAUUCUGCGCAGGAUCCAUAGACCAUAUCAGUAUCCGUCAGCUCCAGCUGAUGCUACUUAAGAUGGCUCUUCUUCUGGGUAUUGAGAUCCAUGUCAACGUGGAGUUCAGAGGUCUGAUCGAGCCGCCAGAGGACCAGGAGAACGCGAGAAUAGGCUGGAGGGUUGAGGUUCACCCCAGAACACACCCCGUCAGCCAGCUGGAGUUUGACGUCAUCAUCGGCGCGGACGGCAGGCGGAACACUUUGUCAGGGUUCAGAAGGAAAGAGUUCAGAGGGAAGUUGGCCAUUGCUAUCACAGCUAACUUCAUCAACCGUAACACCACAGCGGAGGCCAAGGUGGAGGAGAUCAGUGGUGUGGCUUUUAUCUUCAACCAGAAAUUCUUCCAGGACCUCAGAGAGGCCACAGGUAUUGAUUUGGAGAACAUCGUGUACUAUAAGGAUGACACUCACUACUUCGUGAUGACUGCCAAGAAACAGAGUCUGCUGGAUAAGGGCGUCAUUCUGCACGACUAUGUGGACACAGAGAUGCUUCUGUCCCGCUCUAACGUGGACCAAGCUGCCCUGCUUGCGUACGGCAGGGAGGCUGCAGACUUCUCUACCAAUCACCAGCUGCCCCAGCUGGACUUUGCUAUCAACCACUACGGGCAGCCUGAUGUGGCUUUGUUUGACUUCACCUGCAUGUACGCGUCUGAGAACGCCGCACUGGUGCGGCAGCGCAGUGGACACCAGCUGCUCAUAGCCAUCGUGGGGGACAGUCUUCUGGAGCCCUUCUGGCCCAUGGGCACUGGUAUCGCGCGGGGCUUCCUGGCGGCACUGGACUCAGCGUGGAUGGUGCGUAGCUGGGCUCAGGGCAUCUCUGCCCUGGAUGUGCUGGCUGAGAGGGAGAGCAUCUACAGGCUCCUCCCCCAGACCACGCCCGAGAACGUCAGUAAGAACUACAGCCAGUACACGGUGGACCCAGCAACGCGCUACCCCAAUGUCAACCUGUACCUACUCCGCCCCAGCCAGGUGCGACAUCUGAUAGACACAGGGGAGAGGAGGGAGGUGUGUGUGGAUGUGGAGAACGCGAUCAACACUUCCACACCCAAACUCUCAAGGAACGAACUUCUGGUUGAGAAACAUUUGCAAGAGUCCAUUGCGCGCUCCAGUAAGCUGCUGAGCUGGUGUCAGAGGCUGACGGAAGGUUACCGUGGCGUCAGUGUGUCUGACCUCACCAUGUCCUGGAAGAGCGGCCUGGCUCUAUGUGCCCUCAUCCACCACUACCGGCCCGACCUGAUUGACUUUGAUAUCCUGGAUGAGAGGGAUGUGGAGAGGAACAACCAGCUUGCUUUUGACACAGCGGAGAAGGAGUUGGGGAUCUGUCCCAUCAUGACGGGGAUGGAGAUGUCCACUGUCCCCGAGCCUGACAAGCUCUCCAUGGUCAUGUACCUCAGCCAGUUCUAUGAGAUGUUCAAGGACACAGUGCCCCCUGGUGAGAACCACAGCCUGAGUCCGGAGCAGAAGGCAGCGCUGGUGUCCACCAAGUCCCCUAUCUCUCUCCUCAGCAAGCUGGGCCAGAACAUCUCCAGGAAGCGCAUCCCCAAGGAUAAGAAGGAGAAGGAGCUGGAUGGAGUGGGAAAGAGAAGGAAGACCAGUCAGGCCAGCCAGCAGGACGACGACGGAGAGCAGCAGGUGGUAUGUGAAGAUGAAGCUCUCUCGGCCUCCACCCGGACGGAGCGCAGGGUCAACUCCACUGCACCGGCCAAUCACAACAAGGUGAAAUCCAUGGCCACCCAGCUGCUGGCCAAGUUUGAGGAGAACGCACCAGCUCAGUCUGCAGGCCUCAAAAGACAGAAAAAAGUUCACAACACGUAUGAUGACGACAAUGACGAUGAUGAUCUGCUGUCAUACCCGGACACUGGACUCUGUCCUGCGGAGGAGUCUUUGCGGGACCUUGUUCCUAGCAUUCAGGACAGAGUGGAGAUGUUAACUGCCAAGUUUACAGGACAGUCACACUCACCUCACAGGCCCCAGCCCAUGAAAAAGCCCUCACGCUUCUUUAUCGAGCAGUGGUUACGGACCCGCGGACUGGAGUCCCAGCAGCAGGAGGGGCAGAGACUGCCCCCUGGUGGCCGAGGGCCGUCACACAUCCCCAGUGUCCAGGAGAGAGCUGAUAGGCUAGACUGGCUGUUGAACUACAAGCCUGCCUGCCCCAAGCUGUAUAUAAAGAUGUAUACAGGGGGCGUGAGCUCAUUGGCAAAGAAAAUAGCCAAUCAGAUUCAAACUCAGGAGGACUCCAGACCCCCUCUUGAGAAGAGGGAUUUGGGGUCCUUGCGGAAGGAGUUUCCUCAGAACAUUGGUGGUAGUGACGUUUGUUUCUUCUGCGGGAGGCGUGUGUACGUGAUGGAGCGUUUAAGCGCGGAGGGAAAGUUCUUCCAUCGGAGCUGUUUUACGUGCGACUACUGCGGCACCACACUGCGCCUCUCCUCCUACGCCUUCGACGUGGAGGACGGGAAGUUCUACUGUAAGCCGCACUACUGCUACCGUUUGUGCGGUCAGUCCCAGAGGAAGAGGCUGCCUUCCAGCAUGGUUCCUCCCCACCCACAGGAACGGCAGGUCCCGGCGGGAGUUCCAGGCUCCACGGAGAGCAGCGUCCGAGGGUCAGCCGGGGAGCGCCCGUCCUCAGCCCUGGAGGUUAACGGCCAGGCGGAGUCCGUGCUGAUGAAGCGUGUGAAGGGGACCCCCGAGCGCAUUGAGCUGGAGAACUACCGGCUGUCCAUGCUGCGCGAGGAGGACCUCCAGGAGGUUCCAGAGGAGACGCUGGCGGAGCAUAACCUCAGCAGCAUCUUGGACAAGACUACGGGCGUGGAUGAGGCCUCCAGUAGCUCAGAGUCCGACAUGGAGGAGGAUGACGAGGAGGCGGGGCCAGCCGUGCCCUCGGACUUGGGGGGCGUGCCCUGGGAGGAGGCUGUGGAGCUCCAUGCCAAACUGAAGCGUGUUGGAGAAGGUGGAGAAGUGAACCAUGGUGUGGAGAUGGAGGAGGAUGAGGAGGGUGAGGAGGAAGAGGAUGAAUCGAGUGAUGAGGGGCAGUAUUACCCCUGGGAGAGGGAGCUCCAGUCAGGUGUUUGGCUGGAGAAGCUGACCGAUGCCAUGGAAGCAGGGACAUGUGAAGCCAGGAACUCACUGCCCCAACUGCCCUUGGUUGCUCUGCUCCCCCCGAUGGACACACAGGUCGAGGGGGACAUGGCCUCAGGCUCCCAGCCCACCUCCCGCACAGUCCCCUCCCACAUGCCCACACGGCACGAGGCUGUCAGGGCCUGGCUGGACUCCCUGUCUGGAGAGCCGUGUGAGGAGGAGGAGGAGGAGGAGGAGGAGGAUCUGGACGCUGAGGCGGGGAGUCCCGACAUUGAGCCUGGAACAGAGCUCGAUGAAGAGGAAAUCCCUUCAGACACAGAGGCCGAUGCUCUUGUCCAGCUUGUGGAGGAAGCAGAGCCCCACCCAACAGAGAGCAGCCAAUCAGAGAGCCCCGAGCAGCUGCCCAGAACUGAACAAGUGUCUGCAGGGUCACGGGAGUUCAUCGUGGAUGUCAUUCUCUCUCCAGUCCAAAACUCGUCUCCACAAGAACAGCAGGUCAUAGAGAAAACCUCUCCGGUACUGGUUACGUCUCCAGGGAAGCGCUUUUUCCCUGAACCAUACCUGCCUGUUGACAUCACAGCACACCUUCCUGUAUCAGCCACUCCAGACAGCCAGAGUCCUGCCUUCCUCGUGUCGGAGGCAUCUCCGAUCCGCUCCCAGCCCGUGCCGCUUCCCGAGGCCGUGACCCCCACGCCUCCUGGCCCUGCCGAGGCGUGUGCCUGCUCAUCUCCGCCCAACCCCUUGUCGCCCAUCUGUGCCCAACCGCUUCCGUGCCAGGAGUCUCCGUCUCCGCUCUCCACAGGCUCUCCGGUGAGGACCCAGCCGGGCGCUGCCGUCACUUCCACGCCUCUGGCCAAACCCGCUCUAGAGAGCCUAAGCACCCAACCUCCCAAACCGCAGGAGGAGACGACAGUCAAGAAAACGGACAUCAUCGAGGAGUUCUGGCUGAAAAGCGCGGAGAUCCGGAGGAGUCUUGGCUUAACCCCGCUGGAGAGGAACAUGGAUAUCGUCAAAAGCCCCGUGCCCGUCUGGUCCAAGGUCCACGCCCCCGUGGACCAGCCUGAGGAGGUGAAGCCGGCCUUCACAGGCCGCGCCGUCAUCCGCAGGCUCAACAUCACGCUGGAAGGUCAGGUCAUCUCCCCUGUGGAGCACAAGACCUCCGUCUUGGACAGGAAGGAACUGAGCUACAGCUCUGGCGUGGGCCUCAACGACAGCACGGUGACCAGCGACAGCUUCAACAACUCGGACUCCACCAUGCUCACGCCACCUUCCAGCCCACCCCCACCCCCGCCCAACGAGGAACCCGCCAAGCCCCCAGGCAAGAAGCCUCAGGUUGUUUGGGACAAACCGCCUGUAGCUGAUGAGGGACCUAAAGCAGAGGAAACACCUACCAAAGCUCAGAGUUCUACCAGUGCCGUCGUCUCUCCGGUCCCCGCCCCCAGGGCCAACCCACCUGUGGUGAUGAGGGCCAAAGACCCUAACAAACCACAGCGAGACCAUGUGAGGAAGUCCUUUGUGGAGUGUGUGGAGGACAUCCCGUUUGCUGACGAUGUGGAGGACACGUACGAUGACCAUACCCCAGACACGAGUGCCCAGGAGAGGUUUUACACGCCGCCCACAAGCCGAACGCACAGAGACAGGCUGCCCUUACACCUCGCCUUGGCCGGGGUGAACGGCAAAGCCAGCAGCCCUGCGGGUCUGGUGUCCAGAGCUACGAAGGGUAGGCAGCACUUCUCUCCAGAGGCCAAGGAGAUCGCAGAGGAACGGCUGAGGGAGAGGGAGAAAUCGGUGAAGAGCCAGGCUCUCAAAGAUGCCAUGACCCAGCAGCUGAACAAGAUGAAGGAGGUGGAUGUGGCGGCAGCGUCCCAGAGCAACGCCGAGCUGGUCGUUAAAAAGAAGAAGCGCUCCAGCUUCCCACGGGGUUCAGCGGGGAAGACGCCGGAGUCCCACGCGAGCAGGAGUGCGGACAGCUCAGUCACAUCCUCCGAGAGCUCCACCAAGAGUAAGAAACGCAGCUCACUGUUCUCCCCGAACAAGAACAAGAAAGAGAAGAAGGUCAAAAAUGAGACCAGACUGUCCGGAUCCGAGGAGACACCGCCCAAACACAAGUCCCUGUGGAAGGCCAUGUUUUCUGGAUACAAGAAAGACAAGAAGAAGAAGGAGGCUGCCGGCACGGCCUCGAGCUCCACCACCGUGGAUUCCGGACAGAAGGCGUCCCUGCUCAGCCGCUCCUCCGAGUUGCGACUGAGAAGACAUCUCAGCUUUUCCGAGGACUCGGAUCUCUCCUGUGAUGAUGUUCUGGAACGAUCUUCUCAGAAGUCCAAGGCAGAUUCUGUUUGUGUUCCUCACGCGCUGCUGUUCAGGAGAUCGUGUGGCGCUAAGAAGAUGUACACGGAGGAGGAGCUGAACGCUAAGCUAACGCGCAGAGUGCAGAAAGCCGCACGUCGUCAGGCCAAGCAGGAGGAGCUGAAGAGACUACACAGAGCUCAGAUCAUUCAGAGACAGCUUGAGCAGGUGGAGGAGAAACAGCGCCAUCUGGAGGAGAGAGGAGUGGCUGUGGAGAAGGCUCUGCGUGGAGAAGCAGGGCUGGGUAGAGCUGCUAGGGUUAAAGGUCGAUCAGACUAUUGGGGCGAGUCUAAUUACACUGAGAUCCUGGACUUGCAUCUGGGCGUUGAGCGCUAUGUUGGGACCCCGUGUUGGAGAACUCUGUCCUUCUGCCCAUGCUGUUCCCCUGAAGGACUAGGGAAGAAGGAUGACCCCCAGUUGAUGCAGGAGUGGUUUAAACUGGUGCAGGAGAAGAACGCUCUGGUGCGCUACGAGUCUGAGCUGAUGAUCUUCGCCCGUGAGCUGGAGCUGGAGGACAGACAGAGUCGCUUACAACAGGAUCUCCGGGAGCGCAUGGCUGUUGACGACCACCUGAAGACGUCCACAGAGCUGGCAGAGGAGAAGCGGAUUCUGAAUGAGAUGUUGGAGGUGGUGGAGCAGCGUGACUCUCUGGUUGCACUCCUGGAGGAGCAGAGAUUGCAGGAGAGGGAGGAGGACCGAGAUCUGGAGGCCGUCAUGCUCUCCAAAGGCUUCAGCCUAAACUGGGUUUAGCUGCACCAGCACAGUCCACCUCCAUGCUGCGGGUGUUCACCAGGACUCCUGACUCCACCUGCCCGUAGCUCUGCUCCACCCACAUCCGAGACCUUUUCUCCACGUGGGCGGUGCAGUGGGAAGCACACGUCCACCUUGGAGACUGGAUUUGUCUGGUGUCAGCUGUUUUUGGAUUCAGAAAGGGAAUUGUCAGGGAAAUCUGACCAUCGAAGAGACGUUUGAAAAACAACCUGUAUUAGCCACAGUUUUCUAAUAUUCUGCUGAGUGCUUGUUAUGUGAGAACUGGGAAAAUAGAGAGAGGACUCUGGACUCAGUUUCCCAGUGUGCUUUUCUUCCGUGACUACUGACUGACAGUAGUAACAGCCAAUAGCUAUAGUCUCCCUAAUCACACUUGCCCAUAAUUCAGUGGGUCAGCCUUUAAGAUAAGGUGAUGAAAGCUUGUUACAGUUCUCAUGCUCUGCUGCAGUUGAGCUGUAAUAGUCGAUGAAUCUGGCUACAGAUGUUUAAAUCAUGCAUUUAUUAUUAUAGUUUUACUGGAAGCAUGUAAUGCGUUAUUUCCACUGAGCUAAUACAGAGUCUCCAGGUCUUUUAGUAAAGGUGGGAAGAACUCUGACAUGUCUGAAAACCUCACAUCAGGACGAGAAGAAUAUCCGUUAAGAGUACACACACGCUUCUCCUGUAUUGUACAUCCGUUAAGAGUACACACACGCUUCUCCUGUAUUGUACAUCCGUUAAGAGUACACACACGCUUCUCCUGUAUUGUACAUCCGUUAAGAGUACACACAGGCUUCCCCUGUAUUGUACGUGUUACACACAGGCUUCCCCUGUAUUGUACGUGUUACACACAGGCUUCCCCUGUAUUGUGCAUGUUACACACAGGCUUCCCCUGUAUUGUGCAUGUUACACACAGGCUUCCCCUGUAUUGUACGUGUUACACACAGGCUUCCCCUGUAUUGUGCGUGUUACACACAGGCUUCCUCUGUAUUGUGCGUGUUACACACAGGCUUCCUCUGUAUUGUGCGUGUUACACACAGGCUUCCUCUGUAUUGUGCGUGUUACACACAGGCUUCCUCUGUAUUGUGCGUGUUACACACAGGCUUCCCCUGUAUUGUACGUGUUACACACAGGCUUCCCCUGUAUUGUACGUGUUACACACAGGCUUCCCCUGUAUUGUACGUGUUACACACAGGCUUCUCCAGCACUGUACAUAAGACGGGCCCCCAUCACAGCCUGGUGAUGACUCUGGACUCUGCUUUGAGUUUUUUCUCUUUUUAUUCCCACUGGACUGUUUACAAUCACACCAGGAGUGAAUUUCUUAUUGUCACACUACAGUUUCCGGAAGCUGGACUGUCAGGUAGAUCUUCUCAAUCAGGACAGUUUAGGAGGGAAAAAACUGGGAUAAUUAAAAAUGUCCCAUCAGACUGUGGACAGUCCAACAUUGUCAGGAUAUCGUUUGCCUCUGUCAUGUCUGAUUUGAUGGUCUGGUUCGCCAUCAUCUCCUGGACUGCUAAAAAGCAAAGGGGUGAACCAGUGAAAUGUGCAACUCAGACCCACACUACUAUCAGACCCACACUACUGUCAGCCACUGGCACAGAAACAGUAAACUAAUUGCUUUGCACUGGUCAUGUGGGCUGUUUGUUCACAGGGUAAUUCACCAUUUCUGAGGCUGUUAUUUUUAUUUUAUAGAAGUAUAUUUGUAUGACAUAUGAGUGGGCAAACAGACCACUAAUAUGCAACACAGGACACUCAGAGCAGUCAAUGUUCAUCAGCGUGGACACUUUUUUCGCCAAACUACAUAUCAGCUUGGUCAUCAUUAAGCUGUAAAGGUGAACAGAAAUUUUUUUUAAAUUUCAAUGUAAGUAAAGAUAAUGUGAAUUAAAAGUUACAGUUUAUGACUAGUUGUUUAGACUGUAAAAUGUUUUACAGAGUUUAUUGGUAUUUAUUAACACGUGUGAAAAUUUACUAUGUAAAAAUGGAGCCUAAUUUGUAAACUUGUAGCUGUCAACUCGACACGCGUGAACGCUUCCAGUAGCUAAUUUGCAUAUGGAAUAUAUGGGCUGUACGUUUAAAGGUAAUAAAACAAGCUUUUGUUCCUCA